AUGGCCGACAGAGACGAGAACGAAUUGAAUACCAAUGGGGAAGGAAUUGGGAGAGAUUCUAUUUCGACCCACGGGUGGUCCGCUUCUUCAACAUUCUUUUCUAGUUCCCGAGUGAUGGGCGAGGAAGAUGUCUUCAGAAGCGGCAAUUUCAGCGAGGACACUUUCAGGGAGUUGAAUCUCUCGCAUGUGCGAUCGAGCUCUGAAUACUCAUCCAGGUCACGCGCUGUCGAAGACGCGGCCGUCCACGAGUUCAUUGCGACUGGAGAUGGUAACAGGAGCCAGUUUCCAUUCUAUCAAACAGAGUCAACAUCUCAAUUCUUCUCGACGUCUAGGACUGUUGAAGAGCAUGCUGAAUCAAGGCAGUCCGAGGUGGUAGAAAGAAACUUCUCCUCCAGUAUGCAGUUUGGUUUCUCGAAUGAUCCAUGGGCAUCAAGGGUCACUGAACGGGAGGUGGCUCCUGAGGCGCGAAUCUAUAGUGGAAAUAUCGAAGGAUUGUCUAUGAACUCAGAAGGGCAUGGCCUGUUUCAAAAAGAUGCUGGAGCACUGCAGUCCGGGAUGGCAGAAAGAAAUAUCUUUUCUGACAACACCCACUUGGGGUUCUUGGAUGCUACAUCAGCAUCAAUAGAUGCUAAUCGGGAGGUGGCUUCUGGAGUGCGAACCUAUAGUGGAUAUACGGAAGGCACGGCAGUUGUAGCUCAAGUGGAUAAUGCGUCUAAUCAGAAUGCUGAAGCAAUGCAGUCUGAAAUGAUGGAAAGGAACAUCUCUUUCUCCAACCCGCAGUCGUCGUUCUCGGAUACUAUAUCGACUUCAGGACUCAUUCAAAAAGAGGCGGCUACUGAAGCACAAUUCUACGGAGAAUAUGCGGAAGAAAUGUCAAAACAAAGGCGAGAUAUUUUUCAAGAGCGUGCUGGAGCUAUGCAGUUUGACAUGCCAGAAAGUUCUAUCUCGUCAUCUACUAUGCAUUUGAGAGGCCCAAAUGCAAUAUCAGAACACAGACUCGCUGAAAGAGGAGUGGCUGCUGAAGCGCAAAUCCAUGAUGGAUAUAUGGAAGAAACGCCAACUCAAGGGCAGGAUACGUCCUCGGGGCUCCUGUCCACGUCGCGGUUUGCCCAGGGGAUUCCUCAAGCACAGGGGACCGAAUCAUCUGAACAAAGCACCAUACCAUCACAUACUGAGUCUAGGAUAGAGACCAAUGAAUUGGAGGACCGCAAUGGCGUAACGAACCAUACGGACGGCCACAACGACACGAUAGUUCAUGCACAGACCGCUUCAUCGGAAUUAAUGUUUACAGAAACCCUGGAGAACGUAGGGGCUGAAGCCGACGUUGAUAAUCCCCCCUUUCAGACUGUGACACCGGAUCUUGCUCCCUGGGAAACAAGAAUCAAGAUAAUGAAUGGAACCACUAAAACAAGCGAAAGAAGAAAAGGGACCUUUCUCAUAUCACACGCGGAACCUACGUCGUCCCCACUAACCAUCGCACCCGCAGUGAAGGAGCAAGAGAUGGAAAGUGGGAUAACCGACUCUCGAGAAGCCAAAGAAGACGAUACUUAUGCGACUGCUAGGCAUAUGGACCAAAGUGUGUCUAUUAGCCCUGCGAUAGUGCCUGACCAAAGAGUAACGGAGGAAGAUGAGGCUUCAGGAAAAGCAGUUGAAGAAGACCCUUUUCUAUUUCAUACUGCGCCCGCUUCGUCCUCGGAAGUGGUGCACACAGUAGAAGAGAAAGAGGUAUUAUGCGACAUAAACCAUCAUGACAGCAUUGCGACUUGCGCUGCACUGGAUCCAACCGAAAAACUACAUCUCACCAAGCUUGCAAAUGAUCAAGUUGUUGCUCGUGUCACUCAAUUGACCAAUGUCUCGCCCGGCGAGCCGUAUCUUAACCCAGAGAGCCGAGAUUUCAGUUUAUACAGGUGGCUCAGAAAGAUGAUGUGCAUGCUUAACCGGGGCACACAUAACGACCUAUCGGCAACGACAUUUCAAAACCUGCAUGUUCUAGGAUUUAGGCCCGAGGCUCGUAAAUUGACGCCUCUGAGCGUCUUCUCUGCCCUACUGCGGCCGCGAGAUACAUUCAGUCUGGGCCGGAAAUCCCCCAAGAGUAUCGUACGGAAUCUAAACGGCGUCAUAAGCAAUGGGGAACUGCUGCUUGUGUUAGGACGACCUGGAGCAGGGUGCAGUACGGUCGCAAAAACAUUGUGUGGGAAGCUUGAUGGCUUGAAGCUAGAUCCUGAAUCGGUCUUCCAUUACCAUGGCAUUCCACAUCAACAGACACUGGAGAAUGUCAAGAGAGCAAGUCUUUACAACUGCGGAACCGACAAGCACUUUCCAUAUUUGACAGUUGGCCAGACUUUGGAGUUCGCAGCAUCAAUUCGAGCUCCCACCGAAAGACUUCAGGGAAUAACACGGACAGAAUAUGCAAAAGCUAUAACGAAAGUUGUUGUAGCCGUGUUCGGUCUGAGUCACACGUUUAGCACUAAAGUCAAAGACGUGACAGAGGGUGAGCGCAAGCGAGUUAGUAUUGCCGAGAUAAUCCUGUCGGGAGCAUCUUUAGCUGCAUGGGACAAGUCAACUCAGGGCCUAGCUUCAACAGAGGCAUUGAAGUUUGUGCAGUCUUUGCGGCUGGCAGCAGAUUUGGGUUCAUCUUCCCAUGUUGUGGCCGCAUAUGAAGCUAGCGAAGCAAUGUAUGAACUAUUUGACAGGACUCUGUUGUUGUACGAAGGCCGUCAGAUAUUCUACGGCUCUUCGUCUGAGGCUAAAGGCUUUUUCGAGCGCCAAGGGUGGUAUUGCCAUCCACACCUGAGUACUGCCGAAUUCCUAACUUCAAUUACCAAUCCAACGGAGAGACAGCCACGUCGGGGUAUGGAGAACAGAGUUCCCCGAACCCCGAAAGACUUUGAGACGUACUGGUGCCAGUCCCCAGAGUAUCAAGAGCUACAGAGGGAGAUGAGUGGUCAUAAGCAGAUUGUGGGUUCUCACUCGAGAGAACGCCUGCUCGACCCUGAAAUGGACGAAGAACAGAAACAGCUAGGAAGGACGCCGUCUGAUUCGCAGUACCCCAGCAUGAUGCUGCAAGUAAGACUCACUACUGUUCGCGCUUUUCAGCGGGCUUGGAACGAACGUGCUUCAGCAGCAUGCAAGAUCACAGUGAACUUCAUUAUAGCCCUGCUGAUCGGCUCAAUGUUUUAUUAUACACCUACCACGACCGCCGGAUUCUUCUCGAAGGGCUCCGUGCUUUUCUACCUAGUGAUGCUCAACUCCUUCCUGCCACUAACCGAGUUGAGCAUUCAGCUUUCUCAGCGUCCAGUGGUGGAAAAGCAUGCCUCAUUUGGCUUCUAUUAUCCCAUGGCCGAAUCACUCGCUAUUCUAUUGAGUGAAAUCCCCAAGAAUCUUCUUCUCGUCCUGGUGAACACUAUUGUCAUAUACUCCAUGAGCAACCUUCGCCGCGAACCUUCGCAAUUCUUCAUAUGCUUCCUGAUCAACUUCGUGUUGAUCCAUGUGGCUAAUGCAGCCUUCCGGAUGACGGCAGCAGUGACGAAGACACUUGUGCAAGUACAAGCCCUCGCUGGGAUGCUGGUACUUUGGGUUUUCAUAUUUACGGGCUUCAUUAUCCCGGAGCCUCGGAUGCCUCAUUGGUUCGAAUUUGUCCAUGAUAUCAACCCCAUCUUUUACGCAUAUGAAGCCCUAGUCGCCAACGAGUUCCACGGUCGGGAGUUUAGUUGUGCUGAAUUCGUACCCUCUCGACCCAACCUCCAGACGAAUGCAUAUGUCUGCGCAGCCGUGGGAGCUGUUGCUGGACAUCCUACUGUUAGUGGUGACGACUAUAUCUGGCAGACUUACAAGUAUACCUACGACCAUGUGUGGAGAAAUUUUGGUAUCCUUAUUGUUUUCCUGGUCGGUUGGAUGGGUCUUUAUUUCGUUGUAACGGAGUUUAUUGCACACUCAACUAUUCAUUUCGGAAGUAAAUCGGCUUACCUCAGGCACGAAGAGUAUCGCAAAGAGGACGAAGAAGCUGGAAAAGGCUCGGUGACUCCAGUCCAAGCUACCACUGGCAAUGUGAGACAGAAUUAUUUCAGUUUCAUUGAACCUCAGCGAAAUGACUUGAGCUGGCGCGAUGUGGUAUGCGAAAUCCACACAAAUAGUGGAAACUUUCGGAUUCUGGACCAAGUGACUGGUUGGGCCAAGCCAGGGACGAUCACGGCGUUGAUGAGCCAUAAUAACAGUGUCCAGAAUGCUGAACUACUGAAGGUGUUGGCGCAGCGUUUCACAACAGGUACUGUUAGUGGAGACAUACUCUUCAACAACUGCCUUCUGAGCUCGAAUUUCCAGCGGAAGAUAGGCUAUGUUCAACAACAGGGUAUCCAUUUGGAAACGGCAACUGUUCGCGAGGCUUUGCGGUUUAGCGCAGUGCUACGACAACCACACUCCGUCUCCAAGGAGGACAAACGCACUUAUGUUGAGCAAAUAAUCAAGGCACUGGAAAUGGAGGACUAUGCCGACUCUGUCGUUGGAGUGGUUGGAGAAGGCUUGAACGUCAAGCAGCGGAGAAUCUUGAGUAUAGGAGUGGAAUUGGCUGCAAGACCAGAGAUUCUGUUCGUGGAAGAGCCUGUCAGCGGUCUCGACGUGCAAAGCUCACGCGCAAUUUACCGUAUUCUCCAGAAGUUGGCAGACGCCGGACAGACGAUAAUCUGCACGCUGCAACCCAGCACGAUGGCAUUUAGGCAAGUAGACCAGCUCCUAUUCCUCUCCGCCGAGGGUAGAACUGUAUACUUCGGAUCCACCGGCGAGAAUGCGCAGCCUUUGCUAGACUAUCUCGAAUCCAACGGCGCUCCCCGGACCCUCAGACAAGACGAAAAUGCCGCCGAAUACAUCGUCGAGAUCCUCUCCAGCGCCACCAACAAACACGGGGAGGCCUGGUCCGAUAUCUGGGCCAAAAACAACCAAGUUGACCCCAUCCACGAAGAAUUCGCGAGUGUUCACACGCAGAACAACAACCCAACAGACAGCAAAGAAUUCGCUACCUCCCUACACCUCCAAUUCCCCAUCGUCUUCCGCCGAACCCUCCAACAAUACUGGCGCUCACCCCUCUCCAUCCUAUCAAGAAUCCUCCUCCAAAUAAGCGCCGUCCUCAUCAUCACCUUCUCCUUCUACAAACACGGCACCUCGAUCAGCGGCCUCCAAGAAACCAUCUUCGCCACAUUCAUGAUCUGCACUCUCUUCGUUCCCAUCGUCCACCAAACCCUCCCCUUCCUCACCAAACACCACACAAUAUACCAAACCCGCGAACGCCUCACCAAAACCUACUCUAGCAAAGUCCUCAUCCUAUCCCUCAUCCUCACCGAACUCCUCUACCAAAUCCCCCUCAGCAUCUGCAUCUGGGCAAUCUACUACUACCCCAUCUCAAACACCACCACCCAAUCAUCCCCCCGCCAAGCCCUCGUCCUCCUCUUCUUCAUCCAAUUCUUCCUCUACGCUAUCUCCUUCGCCCUCCUCACCAUCUCCACCUCAACCCUCAUAAUAGCCAUCUGCUCAUUCAUGGCGCUCACCUUCAACGGCGUCAUGCAACCACCCCAAGCCCUCCCCGGCUUCUGGAUGUUCAUGUACCGCAUCUCCCCGUUUACCUACUUCGUCGCCGGCGUAACUUCUACCCAGCUUCAUGGCGUUGCGGUUAAUUGCAGCAGUGCUGAGAUGGCGGUGUUUAAUCCGCCUUUGGGACAGACUUGUGCUCAGUAUCUGGGUGAGUAUCUGAAGACGGUGCCCGGGCGGUUGAUGAACCCGGAGGCGAUGACGAGUUGUGAGUAUUGUCCGUACUCGGUUGCGGAUCAGUUCCUCGCGGAGAGGGAGUAUCGGUUUGAUCGGAGGUGGAUGGAUUUUGGUGUCGGGUGGGCUUUUGUGGGGUUUAAUCUGGGGGUUGCUGUGUUGGUUUAUUAUCUCUUUUGGGGGAGGAGGUGGAGGUGGAGGUUGGGGGUUUUGGGGAAGGUUGUGGGGGUGGGGAGGAGGAUUAGAAGGUAG
Messenger RNA from Aspergillus vadensis CBS 113365, 6003 nucleotides. Its product is annotated as ABC multidrug transporter. Gene Ontology annotation, cellular component: membrane. The coding region runs from base 1 to 6003 and encodes 2000 amino acids. The record is from RefSeq and is a predicted model, not a curated record. The transcript has 3 exons. NCBI's taxonomy places the organism in Eukaryota, Fungi, Ascomycota, Eurotiomycetes, Eurotiales, Aspergillaceae. Gene Ontology annotation, biological process: transmembrane transport. Gene Ontology annotation, molecular function: ABC-type transporter activity; ATP binding; ATP hydrolysis activity.